AUGUUAUAUGUACUCGAUUUUAAUAACAGAUUACGUUUACAUUUAAUUGAUACACCUGAUAUUGGUGACGUGCGAGGAAUCCAUCAAGAUGUGAAAAUUAUGGAUCAGAUGCUGACUGACAUCAAUAAUUUAUGUCAUUUAAAUGCUAUUUGUUUAUUACUCAAAUCAAAUGCUUCUCGAUUAAAUGUUUUUUGUCGUUCAUGUGUUAAUCAACUAUUAAUUUAUUUAACAUCAAUUGGUUAUAAUAAUAUUAUUUUUUGUUUUACAAAUGCUCGAAGAACUUCCUGUGCAUCAUGUGACAUUGAUAUAUCUAUGCUAACUCGACCUCUUAUAGAAACAUACGUUUAA
Rotaria sp. Silwood1 is the source of this 348-nucleotide messenger RNA. The record is from the annotation of a GenBank genome assembly. NCBI's taxonomy places the organism in Eukaryota, Metazoa, Rotifera, Eurotatoria, Philodinida, Philodinidae.